Messenger RNA from Colossoma macropomum (tambaqui), 3391 nucleotides. Its product is annotated as NACHT, LRR and PYD domains-containing protein 3-like. Lineage: Eukaryota; Metazoa; Chordata; Actinopteri; Characiformes; Serrasalmidae. The coding region runs from base 8 to 3391 and encodes 1127 amino acids. The record is from RefSeq and is a predicted model, not a curated record. Gene Ontology annotation, molecular function: protein binding. The transcript has 11 exons.
AGGAGUCAUGACCUCAAAAAUGAGCUUCUCUGAGGAGCAACACUCACAGAAAACUGAGAGUGUGACUCAGAGAGAAAGACCAGACUCACCUGAACCCAGUUGUUUCUCCAUGAAGAGUGAUCAGUCAAUGGACCCUCCAUUAAAAUUCAGGGAGAAGGACAUCUCACCUGAACCCAGCUGUGUCUCCAUGAAGAGUGAUCAGUCAAUGGACCCUCCAUUAAAAUUCAGGGAGAAGGACAGUUCUACCGAGCUGAGAGCCCAGAAAGAGAACUCAGAUAUUGCCAGGAGAAACUUGGAGAUCAUAUUAAAGGAGCUGGAGCACAAAGUCAUCUCUCUGGUGAAGAAUCAUUUGAAGAUGUUUGUGAAGCUGCUGAGUCUGGAUUACCCAGCAUGUUCUGAGAGAGAGGUAGUAGAUGAAGAGGAUCAGAGCAGUGUCAGAGAGGGGGUGCUGAAGAUCACACUGACCGUCCUGAGGAACAUGAACCAGACUGAACUUGCUAACACACUACAGACCACACUGAGUCCUUCUUGUACUCAGAAGAUGAAAUCAACACUGAAGGAAAAGUUUCAGAAAAUUGAUGAAGGAAUCUCAAAUUCUGGAACCUCAACCCUUCUGAAUGAGAUCUACACAGAGCUCUACGUCACAGAGGGAGGGAGUGGAGAGGUCAAUAAUGAACAUGAGGUCAGACAGAUUGAAACAGCAUCCAGAAGACCAGCAAAACAGGAGAAACCCAUCAAAUGUAAAGACCUUUUUAAAGACAAAUCUAUCAGAACUGUGCUGACUAAAGGAAUUGCUGGAAUUGGAAAAACAGUCUCUGUGCAGAAGUUCAUUCUGGACUGGGCUGAAGGAAAAGCAAAUCAUGAUGUCCUCCUCAUAAUUCCACUUCCUUUUAGGGAGCUGAAUUUAAUGAAAGAGAAAAAACUCAGUCUGGUGGAUCUUUUUAAUAAAUUUUUCACAGACACAAAAGAACUAAAACCAAGAGACUAUCAUCACUACAAAGUCAUGUUCAUCUUUGAUGGUCUGGAUGAGUGUCGACUUCCUCUAGAUUUCCAGAACAGUGAGAGCUUGUGGGAUGUAACACAGUCAGCCUCAGUGGAUGUGCUACUGAUAAACCUCUUCAAGGGGAAUCUGCUUCCCUCUGCUCUCCUCUGGAUAACCUCUCGACCAGCAGCAGCCAAUCAGAUCCCUCCUGAGUGUGUUGACCUGGUAACAGAGGUACGAGGCUUCAGUGACCCUCAGAAAGAGGAGUACUUCAGGAAGAGAAUCAGUGACCAAAACCUGGCCAAUAAAAUCAUCUCACACAUUAAGUCUUCAAGAAGCCUCUACAUCAUGUGCCACAUCCCAGUCUUCUGUUGGAUUGCAGCCACUGUUCUAGAGAAAGUGUUGGGUGGAGCAGAGAGUGGAGAGAUCCCCAAGACUCUGACUCAAAUGUUCACCCACUUCCUGAUCUUUCAGAUCAAACACAAGGACCAAAAGUACCAUGGGAAAUGUGACACUGAUCCUCAGCAGACUAGAAGAAUUAUAAUGGCCCUGGGGAAACUGGCUUUCCAACAGCUGGAAAAAGGCAAUCUGAUCUUCUAUGAGGAAGACCUGAGACAGUGUGGCAUUGAUGUCAGAGAAGUGUCAGUGUACUCAGGAGUUUGUACCCAGAUCUUCAGAGAGGAGUUUGGGCUGCAUCUGGGGAAGGUGUUCAGCUUUGUGCACCUGAGCGUUCAGGAGUUUCUGGCUGCUUUAUAUGCAUUUAUUUCCUUCAUCUCCAACAGCAGAAAUGCUCUGCUAACUGGAUUUUAUAUUUUCUUCAGAAAGCCCACAAUGUCUAACUUCUUCAAGUAUGCAGUAAAUAAGGCCUUACAGAGUGAGACUGGACACCUGGACCUUUUCCUCCGCUUCCUUCUGGGCCUCUCACUGGAGUCCAAUCAGACUCUUUUACAAGGCCUACUGACUCAGACAGGAAGCAGCUCUCACAACAAAGAGGAAACAGUCCAGUACAUCAAGAAGAAGAUCAGGGAGAAUCCCUCUCCAGAGAAAACAAUGAGUCUGUUCCACUGUCUGAAUGAACUGAAUGAUCAUUCUCUGGUGCAGGAAGUCCAAACAUAUCUGAACAGAAGUGGGACCAGUGGUGUCAGUGGAGCUGAACUCUCUCCUGCUCAGUGGUCAGCUGUGACAUUUGUCUUGCUGAAUUCAGAAGAAGAGUGGGAUGAGUUUGAUCUGAGGAAAUACAAUCCAUCAGAGGAAUGUCUUCUGAGGGUUCUACCAGUGGUCAAAGUGUCCAGAAAAGCUGUACUAGCAGGCUGUAAUCUCACCACAAUAUCUUGUGAAAAACUGUCAGCUCUACUAUCAGUAAACUCCUCCUUGAAAGAGCUGGACCUCAGUAACAAUAACCUGCAGGAUUCAGGAGUUAAGCUGCUCUCUACAGGACUGAAAAGUUCAAAUUGUAAAUUGGAGAUACUCAGGCUAGCUGGCUGUAAUCUCACCUCAACACCCUGUGGAAAACUAUCAUCAGCUCUACAAUCAGUAAUCUCCUCCCUGAAAGAUCUGGACCUCAGUAACAAUGACCUGCAGGAUUCAGGAGUUGAGCUGCUCUCUGCUGGACUGAAGAGUUCACAAUGCAGACUAGAGAACCUCAGAUUAUCUGGUUGUAUGGUUACAGACAAAGGCUGUUCUUCUCUGGCUUCAGCACUGAAAGCAAAUUCCUCCCAUUUGAGAGAACUGGAUCUGACCUAUAAUCACCCAGGAGAGUCUGGACUGAAGCUGGUCUUUGAUCUACUGAAGGAUCCACACUACACACUGGAGAAACUACAGGUGGAUCAUGGAGGGAAAAUCAGGAUGAAAUCAGGACCACAGAAAUAUGCUGUUGAUCUCACUCUGGAUCCAAACACAGCACACACAGAACUCUAUGUGUCUGAGGGGAACAGAAAGGUGGAGUGGAUGGAAAAGGACCAGUCAUAUCCAGAUCAUCCAGACAGAUUUGAUUACUAUGAGCAAGUCCUGAGUGUGGAGAGUCUGACUGGACGCUGUUACUGGGAGGUUCAGUGGAGCGGAGCUGGAGUUGUUAUAUCAGUAUCAUACAGAGGAAUCAAGAGGAAAGGAAUCAGUAAGGACUGUUGGUUUGGAUUCAAUAAUCAAUCCUGGAGCCUGAUCUGCUCUAAUAACAGUUACUUUGUCUAUCACAAUAAACAGAGAACUGCUCUACCUGCCCCCCCCUCCCCCUCUAACAGAGUAGGAGUGUAUCUGGAUUGGGAGUCCGGCAUUCUGUCCUUCUACACCAUCUCAUCUCACACACACACACUGACCCACCUACAGACACUCUACACCAUAUUCACUGAACCGCUGCAUGCUGGAUUCUAUGUUUAUAAAUACUGCUCAGUGAGUCUGUGUGAGAUAAAAUAA